Prunus avium (sweet cherry) is the source of this 1920-nucleotide messenger RNA. Its product is annotated as hydroxyproline-rich glycoprotein family protein. The record is from RefSeq and is a predicted model, not a curated record. NCBI's taxonomy places the organism in Eukaryota, Viridiplantae, Streptophyta, Magnoliopsida, Rosales, Rosaceae.
UUUCUCUCACACCUCUCUAUAACUUUCUUCUCCACUGCCUCUACUUUCCUCUCUCUGCACUUUACCUUAAUCCCUAAGUCUUCUUUACCUUCUUCUUCUUCCUUCCAUUUGUUCUGCUAACAAAAAGAACAUUGAAAAGCCAGGGCUUCAUUCUGUCUACUCUAUGUGUUCUUCAAUGGCAGAGAGUGAGACAGAGUAUAAUUACGGCAAACACCAAAAGUUGGUCCCAGAACAAAACCAUGAAAACCCAAGUAAGUUUUACAAUCAUUUUCUAUACAAAGUUGCUCUAGUUGUAGUUUUCUUUGUUAUUCUCCCACUUUUUCCUUCACAAGCUCCUGAGUUCUUCAACCAAAGUGUAAUCACCAGAAGCUGGGAGCUUCUGCACCUUCUCCUUGUUGGCAUAGCAGUCUCUUAUGGGCUUUUUAGCAGAAGAAAUGACAUAACAGAGAAGGAAAACACUAACGCAAAAUUCGAUAAUGCUCAUUCGUAUGUGUCUAGAUUUCUUCAGGUGUCUUCAGUUUUUGAUGAUGAGACUGAAAUUCCAUCUGGCUCUGAUGAGAACAAGGUCCAGUCAUGGAGUAGUCAGUAUUACAGGAACGAACCGGUGGUGGUUGUAGCUCAAGAACACUCUGCUCUUGAUGAACAGAGAGGUAACGCUUCAAGAAUUGGUGAAAAGCCAUUGCUUUUGCCUGUUAGGAGCUUAAAACAACAUGUUCCUGACACGGCUAAUAUAGGGUCUGUUAAUGAAUCUAGUGCCAGUUCUGGUUCUCUAAGUAGAUCUAACUCAAGGUCAGGCUCGAGAAGGUUUUCAAGCAAAUCGAAUAACAAGGCUCUAGGUGGUGAAUUUGGAGGGUUGGAUCAUCAAGAAUUGGAGGAGAAGUUGAAGGAAAGUGUUGUGCUUCCUUCUCCAAUUCCAUGGAGAUCAAGAUCAGGAAGGAUGAAUGUGAAGGAAGAAAUUAUUAACAGUCCUCCAAUGGAGGAAUUUGAGCUUAACCGCCAAGAGUCUUGGGGUUCGAGGUCCCAAGGUUCUCGUUCUUCGAGAUCGAAUUCCAUGUCUUCAUCCCCAAAGCUGUCUCCUUCGCCAUCACUUUCGUCUCCAAAGAAGGCAUCUCCUUCACCUUCAUUGUCAUCGGAGUCUCAAGCCAAGAAUGCUGAGGAUGUGGGGAGGAAGAAGAGCUUUUACAAGUCCUGUCCUCCCCCGCCUCCACCUCCCCCGCCAAUGUUUUAUAAGUCAUCAUCAAUGAGACCAAGCAGAGAUGGGGUUUUGUAUGAGAAGGACUUGAGGAGAAGCUUCAGUAGUGAAACAAGGGACUUGAAUAGGAGCAAUGGAGAAUAUGUGAUGGGGAGAGUGAUGGGAGAAUAUGGAUAUGUAAAUGGCAAUGUGGAGAAAAACUUCAAGCAAGCUGAAGAAAAUUUGGUGGAGAAAGCUGCAAGAAAGAGGGUGGGAUUUGAUGAAACUUCUUUUAUUGGGACUGAGAAUUUAGGGCAUGAAAGCAUCCCCAACAUGCCAAACUCAGAUUUCAAUGGAUUUUCGGAGGAAGAGAAAGAAGAUUUUCUCAACAGCGUGGUUAUGGAAUCGGAUGAAGAAACAGAAAGUGAGGAUGACAACUUUGGAGGAAGUUUCAUCCAGAAAGACAUUGGAGAGACCCCAAAGCCAACUCCAAGGAAUUUCAUUUCGGCUUCUAGCAGUGGAAGUGAUGGAGGGCCUGAUGUGGAUAAGAAAGCUGAUGAGUUCAUAGCCAAAUUCAGGGAGCAGAUUAGGCUUCAGAGAAUAGAUUCUAUCAAGAAAUCGAGUGCUCAGAUUAGUAGAAAAUUGUCAAGGUAAACAGGAUGAAUUAAUUAUGUUCCAAUUGACUUGGUAUCAUACCUUGUGUCUCAAAAUUAUGAUCAUGGUAUACAAAGAUUUAUAUGUUUUCUUUU